Bufo bufo (common toad) is the source of this 5542-nucleotide messenger RNA. It is a transcript of the gene SPEF2, whose product is annotated as sperm flagellar 2. Gene Ontology annotation, cellular component: sperm midpiece; manchette. Gene Ontology annotation, biological process: sperm axoneme assembly. The transcript has 37 exons. The record is from RefSeq and is a predicted model, not a curated record. Bases 55 to 5382 code for a protein of 1775 amino acids. NCBI's taxonomy places the organism in Eukaryota, Metazoa, Chordata, Amphibia, Anura, Bufonidae. Gene Ontology annotation, molecular function: protein binding.
GUGAUAGCAGAGCUAUAACCAGUGGCGUGUGAUGGUCCCGGGCUGUGGAGAACCAUGACAGAGAUCAUCUGCCAGUGGCUGAACGAGGAGCUGGGGCUGUCCAGGCGCGUGGAACCGAAGACCUUUGCCAAGGAGUUUGCCACCGGAUACCUGAUUGGGGAAGUUCUACACAAAUACGAGCUUCAAAAUGACUUUGAUAAGUUUUCCCAGAGCAGGACAGCAACUUCCAAGCUGAACAAUUUCACACGAGUGGAACCCACCUUACAACUUGUGGGCAUCCCGUUUGACCAAAAUGUGGCCCAGAACAUCAUGUCUGAGCAGCACGGAGCUGCCACUGGGCUCCUGUACCAGUUGUACGUUGCACUGCAGAAGAAGAAGAAAGCUGGGCUGACGGGUGUAGCCUUGGAGACACUAAGAGCGGCAGCUCCUGCCAAAUUACAGAGCAUUGGAACUGAAAUGUACAAGGAGAGAUUGAAGACCUUGGUCCCUCGCCAAUCUGACCUAAAUCUGCAGCAAGUGACGAAACAGUUUGAACUAAAAGCCAAAGAGAUGGAAGAAAGACUCUCCCAGAUUCAAAAUAAUGAGCUGAAGAAAAUCCAAAAGAUACAAGAAGAGCUAAGAAUACAAGAUAUUGAAAAGCUUCGCCGAGCGAGAAGACGACAAAAUGAAAUCAUGGCGAGAAUUCAAGCUGCCAUUGUGCAGAUCCCUAAACCACCAGCGAACCGCACAUUAAAGGCCAUCGAGGCACAGAAAAUUCUCAGAAAGAAGAAGGAAGCAGAGGAGGUUUAUAGUGAAUUAACAAAAUUUGAGCAGUCGGUGAAAAAGGACGGCUUAUCUCACAGUGUCACCCCCAAUGGCAGGAGCCCAACCUUACAGAGCCUCAGGUCCACCGCCAGCAUCGGGGCCGCCCUGGUAAAGCUGGAUUGUUCUGAAGACUAUGUGAAGAAAAUUCAGAAGCGAGUAGAGGAGGAUGCCGUCGCUCGCGAACAGCGGGAGAAGCGGCGCCGCCGAGUCUUAGUGGAACAACUUAUUGCUCAUGGGGCGCAGGAGGAGGCUUUUCGGGAAGAGCAGCUCAUUACCCGUUUGAUGAGGCAGUCUCAGCAGGAGCGCAGGAUCGCAGUACAGCUAAUGCACUCUCGACACGAGAAGGAGGUCAUGAGACAAAACCGAGUUUUCCGGGAGAAGCAAUAUCAAGAGAGACGGGAGCAAGAAUUCCAAGAGGCUCUGGACCGGGAAGCGGCCCUGCAGAAACAAGCCAAGCUGGACCGUGAGGAAGAGAUCCGAAAAGUCCAGGAGCUGUAUGACCAGAUAGCAGCAGAGAGGGCCGAGGCUCGAUACAAGAAACACUACUCCACCUGUCAGGCCAUAGCGAGUCAGAUUGUGGAUCUGGUCACUAAAAUCGGAGAGUACCGGAAGCUCACAAAUAAACUCAUCCCUGGUAAACUAAUGCGGGAAUGGAAGGAGAUCUUUUUUACGGGGUUGCCUCUGUAUGAAGAAGCUUCGAUAGACCCGCUGCCUUCUGACCCGACUCCAGAACAGCGUGCAGAACUGGAGAAAGAAAGCCUGCUAGAUGAGAAAGACUAUGAAGAGUACAAGACCAUGACCGGAGAGUGGAUAUCGUCUGAUACCGGGGCGAUAAAACCUGCCCCCAAUAACAACGUUCUGGGCCACGUGGUUCACAGACUGAAGGAUAUCGUCCAUCCGCCCCCAGCGCCAUCAGCGCCGCCUGCAUUCCCUCCAUUCCCCAUUAAAGGCUGCGUCCUUGGAAAUAUAUAUUCGGGAAAGAGCACCUGCCUGGAGCAUUUAGCCCAAGCCCACGGUGUCCAGGUGCUCGGUGUGGAGGACCUAGUGCAGGCAUCUGUGAAGGCCUUUCAUGAGAAUGAAAUGAAUGAUGAGGUCGGCGGCGUGCCUGCAGCUGAUCCCGAGGCAGCGGGUGACAAUAAGCCGUCAGAGAGCUUUUGUGCACCUGGGCCUGAAACACAAUCCUCUGAAAGUAUUACUACAGCUAAAAAGAGCGAUGAAUCAUCUCACUCACAGACCCUGAAUUCACCACAAGAGCAUACAGCACCACAGCUCUCAAGACGAGCGCAGCUGGGAGGGAUGAUGGAGAAGCUUUUGAAAAAAGGAAAGCCAGUACCGGAUGAGCUGCUUGUUGAGAUCCUGGUGGAGACCAUCAAUCAUGUCCCAGCACACACAGGAUGGAUUCUGGACGGAUUUCCAGUUACUCUGAAUCAGGCAAAGCUGCUUGAGAAAUCUCUCACUGGAGCAGAUCCGGAAAAAAACACAGCAAAAAGCAAGAAACCUAAAGCAUCAACUUUAGUAGAAGAUCCAGCUGCGGCACAGGAGCCUCCACCACAACCUCCAGGCCUGGACUUCGUGGCAUUCAUUGAUGUAUCAGACACAGUAGUGUUACAGCGUGCCGCUGCAUUAACUGGUGAAAUCAGUGCUGGAGCAGUCUCUUCUAUGAACCAAAUACCGCACAGGAUAAAAGGAUUCCUCGAGAACUGGCACAAGCUAGAGAUGUGGUUUUCAGAGCAGCCGAACGUUUUAGUAAAAGUAAAUGGGGAGGUGGAGGAGGACAUUCUGUGCAAGAAGAUUGAAGAAGUAUUUCUAACAGCUUUGUGCAAUAGACAAAAUCAAGGGAAGACGCCUGAGAAGAAAGAGGAGAUCCCUUCACCGCCACCACCAGCCACACCACCUCCACCACCACCUCCCUCAGAUACCACUCAAGAUACCCCAGCUACAAUAUCAGAAAAAAAGACCUCUGCUAAAAAAGGAAAGGGACGAUCCAAAUCUCCCAAAGAAAGCUCUGUGGAGAAGACCGAUAGGAAAGACACCCCUCGUGGCAAAGACGCCGCGCCAAAGUCUCCAAAAUCAGGAUCCGCGAGGGGUCGAUCUCCAGGCAAAAAGACCAAAUCCGUUCCAGUGACACCUGAGCCGUCUACUCCACCGCCUGUUGGUCCUCCCCCUAUAAUGCCGGGGUCAGCGGAGUGGGUGUAUGUGCACGAGCCUCUCCCAAAGGAAGUUCCCCAAUUCCUGGUGCCGUACUGGGAGACCAUAGAAAAGACCUACGAAAACCGUGCUAAAGUUGGAUUGAGGAGCCUGAGACAAGAGCGGCUCCUUUUGAUUCAUUAUCUGUAUGACAUCAGGAAUAGAUUUAAGGAUUAUUUGCAGCGGCCGGACCAUAAGCAGGAGUUUGUAUCUCAGUGGCAGUCCGAUUUCAACUCUAUUGCUGAGGAUAUGCGGGAAGAUGAGGAGACGAAAGCAGAAUUGCACCAAAGAGUUGAUGAUUUAAGAGAUUGUCUGUGGGAUAUCUGUGACAACAGGAAGGAGGAGGCCGAGCAGGAGCGGGCCGAUGUCAUGAGUGACGGCUGGCUGGAAGACCACCUGGGAAUCCUCAUGAACCACUUCUUUUCUUUGAUGCAGGUAGAAGUGGAUCGUUUCCAAGACACAAUGCGGUUUCUUCACGAUUACUAUGAAGGGAUGGAGAAUAAAAUCCCGUCGGAGAACGGUCAGGAGUUUGUCCGCAUCCCGCUCCUGGACAUCUCUAAUUCCAGCUCCCCAGAGGAAUCCGAGAAUCCAAGAAGGAUUCCUCUAGUUCCCAGAAGACCUCAGACUCCAGAGAUGAACUCGGGGAAACAGAAGAGUAAAGGGGCAGCUGUGAAAGGAAAGGAGGAUCCUAACAUGGAGGUCGCAGGGCAGCUCUCCGAAGCCGAUCAGAAGCUCAUUCAUGAAGCAUGGCAGACAGCACUGUCAGCCAUUGCUAAUAUGGUAGCAAAUGAAAAACAAGCGCUGGAGGCGGAGGAAGAGAAGGAGCACCAAUUGUUGGAGCUGAAGGAAAAGGAAAGAUUUAAAGCCUCUCAGACCACGUCUCAAAGCAACCAAAAAGGGGCAAAAAAGAAAUCGCCCAACAGGAAAAAAGGGGAAAAAUCACCUGGGCCUGCAGCUCCCACACCUCCACCCGCAGCCCCAGAGGACAGCUCAGAGCAGCAGAAGAAACAGGAAAGUAAAGUGAAGAUGAGACAGGAAUAUCUUGCUGCUCUUGAAUGCGAAGAGGCAACUGUGAGCUCCAGACUGGAACUGGUAAAGGCCAAAGCCUUAGAAAUGUGCCAAGAGAUUGUGACAAGAUCGGAGCAGGCUUAUAAAGACACGGACAUGUGGCUGGGAGCACGAUUUCUAGCGGAGAUGUCAAGCAUCGGGAAGCUGAUUCAGAUUGCUCAUCACUGCAUUGAAACCAGCACAAAGAUACAGCAUGAACUCGUCCUGGAACAAAGUGACUUCUACAUAAACUCAGAUAUAAAAGUGAUCCCCGAUCCUGCACCACCACCGAGACCCCCACCGGUAGAGAGCUCUACGGCGGCCACCCUCACUGUCUCUCAACUCCAACGACUGCACAAGCAGUUUUUGCAAGUGGCUCCUGAUGGUCUGAUGUCAAGUAAGUUAUUCUCAGACGUUUUGAUGGAUCUUACAUCAGUGGCGUUUGGGGAUGACGCUCUCCCAGACUUUUGGAUGCAUAGGUCACUGUCUGAGAUCCAGGAAAUUACCUCUGCGCUCUCCGAUGGCUCGGAUUGCGUUAAUUGGCGAAAGUUCUUGCUGUGUGUUUCUUCUCCCUGGCCGUACCCUUCUCUGCACCAACUCCUGGAGACCCUGCAAAGAUUUAAGGCUGUGGAUGAGAAUAAUGCAUGUGGCACUGUCCAUGAAGAGCAGUACAAUCAGGUGGAGCUGUGGUUUACAGUAAAAACAGAAGAAACUGAACCUGAAGACCCCACAGAACGUCCUCCAUUCAACAGACUGAAGCAUCUCAUAAGGUUUUUCUUUGACUUGUUUGCGGAGAGCGCCGAGCCUCCUCGUCUUGACUACACAGACAUGUUGCUCUAUUUUGCUUCUCACCCAAUUCCUAUGGAAGGAUUCUACCGAGCAUUAAGUGUCACAGUCGGGAGACCGGUCAUGCAGGCGUCAGAUGAUCAUCUGCUUGUAAAGUCUCUUCCAGCCAUGGAUGCCCUAGAAGAGGAUAAGGAGAGAAUUAUAGAGAAUGACGGAGAUGAUGUCACCACAAACCCAGAUCAGUCAAUCACACUGCAGGAAGUUCUGCGAGUCUUUCAACAUGGUGCCGGAGAUGAUGGGGAUACUCAUAGGUUUCGUCAGAUGGAGAAAGAAACAAAUAAUUAUCACAAGAUAAUCAAGAACAUAUUCAAUGAAAUGCAGCCAAAUGCUUCAGGUGGUGUGUCCCUCCCUGCUCUCCUCAGACAUCCUAUAUUUCAUGAACUUGUGGAAGAUUGUCAGCUUUAUAAACUCCCAGAUAUCCAAGACGUACUUGAGAAGUCUAAAGCCACACAGUCCAAUGAAGGAGACAGCGCGACGACCAGCUCGACCGCGUCAUAACAGCACAUUACAUAUCCCUGUACCCUCUGCUCAGCAGGAAUUCCAUCAACCUCAGUAUUUUAUACUUUAUUGUACUGUUUUUUUAAUGCUUGGGGAAAAGGAAACCUCUUUCCCAUGUGAACUUGGAUCUUAGAGUGACCGUAUAAAUGGCAGUGAUAAU